UGAAGGUGGAGGCUUUCACUAGACAUUGUGGAGCUGUAUAAAGGUUACGCCAUUCUAAUGAUUUAAAAUAUUAUUUAAUUAUAUUGUUUAUUUAAUUAUAUUGUUUCAAUUGUGUCAAUGAAGUUUAAUGUGACUCCCUUAAUGUAUGUCUUAAAUAAUCCCCAAAUACAAACAAGAUCAUGAACGAAACGGGUAUGUAAAUGUUAACAUGCAGUCAGCAAAAACCACCACCAGGUGGUAGUGAUUUGUUACACAAAAAAUACUAUUGUAAUGAAGUAGCAAUACUAAUUAGGGUAUCAAAGACGUGCAGUUGCUUACUGCAUAACGACACGUACUCAUAUAGAUAAAAUCACUACACGUUUGUAGCUUUGCGGUUUGUCAAUAAAGUUGUCCUUUAAAACGUACUGCUUCUGAAAGGCCAGUUCAGAUUUUGUCCCAGUCAAGUAACGGUAAUGACGACAUCAUCUGCUCGAAGCUCCCGCACAUGCGCAGAACUGACACUGCAGAAUCCUUGUCUCGUCUUAUAAAUGUUACACUAUUCCCUACUUGUAAAACCUAGUCCUGUGGGAGAAUCAGCACGUAGGGAAUCGCCCAGUGACACUAUGCGUUUCGCAUGGAUGCUGACAGACAUUAUAGUUUACGUAGACGCCGCAUUGACAGAGUGCUUUCUCCCCUUGGAGGGGCGUGUCUUACUGCGACGCCAUUUUCGUCACGACCAAGCAGAGGCUGUAGUGCAUUGAAUGCUACGGGGAAAGAGACAGUAUGGGCCUAAUAUAGGACUGAUUGCCAAAGAAGUUUAUUUGUUAGUAACCUGACGCGUGUAGUCAUCUUCUAAUAUGUUUUCCCCUCAAAUGUCCAUUUUGCAAUUCAAAUCCGCAAUCCUUUCAGCCUACUAUUGACGCAGCUGUUAGCGGAGUGUUCACUAUGAGCGAAACUUUAGAAACAGUUGCUGUAGAAUCACAUUUCAUAGGCAUGGUGAAACCAGAGGACUACAUUGAGAAGCAUCUUGUUGUGCCCCUCCUCCACCGUCAGUGUGGUGUCUCCCGCCCAUAGACGUGAAUACCCUCCCGCCCUUGUAGUUUACAACCAAUUGAAUCUCGUGUUCCAUUCCCGGGCACAGUCACGUCGUGUGUCCAAUCAAAACGAACAUCCGAAAGGAGGCGGUGCUAUAUAUAAAUGUAGUCCGAUGACGUAGAUGCAGCUGACUGCCGACGUCGCAGCAAUGGAGGAAGUCCGAGUGUUCCCUCUGAGCUGUGUGGUGCAGAACUAUGCCUGGGGUAAAAUUGGACUGGACAGUGAAGUUGCCAAACUGGUGGUUGGUGCCGAUCCCUUGACCAGCAUCCAAGAUGGAAAGCCGUAUGCAGAGUUGUGGAUGGGUGCCCAUCCUAAAGGUGAUGCGCAGAUUAAGGACAACAGGAUUGUGCAGACCACACUUGGUCAAUGGAUAACCCAUUUUCCAGCCUGCCUCGGCUCCAAGGUUAAAGACUGCUUCCAGGGCAAUCUCCCCUUCCUCUUCAAAGUUCUGUCUGUCAACACGGCCUUGUCAAUUCAGGCCCACCCGAACAGAGAGCUGGCUGCACGACUCCAUGAGCAGUUUCCGGAGCACUAUCCCGACAACAACCACAAGCCAGAGAUGGCCAUUGCACUCACCCACUUCCAAGGCCUCUGUGGUUUCAGACCACUCAGCGAGAUCCUUGGAUUUCUAAAAUCUGUCCCGGAGUUCCAUGCUUUGGUGGGGAAUGAGGCUGCAGAGGAACUGCGGAGAAGCAUCGGGGACCAGGUCUUGACAAACCAGGCUCUGAAGAAGUGCUUCACACGCAUGAUGAACUGUGAGAAAAAGGUGUUUGUAGAUCAACUCAACAUGCUGGUGAAGAGAGUCAGUGAAGAAGUUGCAGCAGGGAAGGACACGUCACCAAGUUAUGGGGAUUUGCUGCUCCGCCUUCACUCCCAGUACCCUGGCGAUAUCGGCUGCUUCUCCAUCUACUUUCUCAAUCAUGUAAUCCUUGAACCAGACCAAGCCAUGUAUCUGGGAGCCAACGAGCCACAUGCCUAUUUAUAUGGAGACUGUAUAGAGUGUAUGGCGUGCUCGGACAACACAGUUCGGGCAGGACUGACCCCCAAAUACAUUGAUGUUAGCACUCUGUGUGAGAUGCUGAGCUACAGCCCAUCCCCUGCCAGCUCCAAAAUAUUCCCCUGUGUCCAGGAUCCUUCAGACCCCUACGUUUACCUCUAUGAUCCCCCGGUACCUGACUUCACCGUCAUGAAGAUCCAGGUGCCACCAAAUGUUUUACAGUACUCAGUGGUAGCAGUGGACAGUGCCAGUAUCCUGCUGGUCAUCCAGGGCAAUGCAACAGCAACCUCAGCCGCUGCGCUCUCUGACAUCAGCCUCACACGAGGCACUGUCUUGUUUGUUUCAGCCAACGAGGGUAUUGUUCUGCACAUCACCUCCCAAUCUGGGAUGGUGAUGUUUCGUGCUUGCUGUCUUCUCUAAGCUGGAGACUUACUUCCUCUCAAAAUGGUUUUCAUCAGGCAUGGUGUCAGAAGAUACAGUGCAUCCGGAAAGUAUUCACAGCGAUUCACUUUUUCCACAUUUUGUCAUGUUACAGCCUUAUUCCAAAAUGGAUUCAAUUCAUUUUUGUUCCUCAAAAUUCUACACACAGCAACCCAUACGUUUUUUUUUUAGAUUUUUACAAAUGUAUUACAUUUAAAAAUACAUUUGCAAUGUAUUGCAAAUGGCCUUGCUUUCACUGUAGGGAUGAUAUUGGCCUGGUGAUAAGCGGUGCCUGGUUUCCUCAAAACAUGACGCCUGGCAUUCACACCAAAGACUUCAAUCUUUGUCCCAUCAGACCAGAGAAUUUUUCUUUCUCAUGGUCUGAGAGUACUUCAGGUGCCUUUUGGCAAACUCCAGGCGGACUGCCAUGUGCCUUUUACUCAGGAGUGGCUUCCGUCUGGCCACUCUACCAUACAGGCCUAACUGGUGGAUUGCUGCAGACAUGGUUGUCCGUCUGGAAGGUUCUCCUCUCUCCACAGAGGAACGCUGGAGCUCUGACAGAGUGACCAUCGGGUUCUUAGUCACCUCCCUGACUAAGGCCCUUCUCCCCCGAUGGCUCAGUUUAGAUGGCCGGCCAGUUCUCGGAAGAGUCCUGGUGGUUCCAUCUUCUUCCAUUUAUGGAUGAUGAAGGCCACUGUGCUCAUUGGGACCUUCAAAGCAGCAGAAUUUUUUUCUGCGCCCUUCCCCAGAUUUGUGCCUCUGGACAAUCCUGUCUCUAUAGACAAUUCCUUUGACUUCAUGCUUGGUUUGUGCUUUGACAUGCAUUGUCAACUGUGGGAACUUAUAUAGACAGGUGUGUGCCUAUCCAAAUCAUGUCCAGUCAACUGAAUUUACCACAGUUGGACUCCAAUGAAGCUGUAGAAACAUCUCAAGGAUCAUCAGUGGAAAGAGGAUGCACCUGAGCUCAUUUCUUUAGCUUCAUGGCAAAGGCUGUGAAUACUUAUGUACGUGUGAUUUCUUUGUUUUUUAUUUUUAAUAAAUUUGCAAAAAUCUAAAAAAAAAAAAAUCACAUUGUUAUUAUGGGGUGUUGUGUGUAUAAUUUUGAGGAACAAAAAUGAUUAAAAUCAAUUUUGGAAUAAGGCUGUAGCAUAACAAAAUGUGGAAAAAGUGAAGCCUGUGAAUACUUUCCAGAUGCACUGUAGGUGUCAGCCAAAGUAUUGCAUUUCAUGGGAAGCACCUUCUUCAGACUGGCCAAAGUACAGGCCAUUACACCGUGUUGUGCUGGUCGUGCACAAUAAUAAUGAGGCAAAUGUUAAUCAGUUAUUGUUCAUGCUCAGUCAAAAGCAUCCCAUACUGAGGGGCAGUUGCCUCUGCAUGUUUAUGUUCCAGAAAUUGUCAAGAUGCAGAAAUGUUUAGGAUUAGAAAUGUAAGAGAUGAAUUUAUUCAUUAAUUGCUCACAAAACAAAUUUAUAAAAAAUAACACAUGAAUUGCGUAUUAAAGUUUCCUUGUGUUCAGUGCAAUGCAGUGUCAUAACCUGAACUUCCAUGAUGAAGAAUGAGAUUGCACUGAUGGGCUGACUGUUACAUUUUUAAAACUUCAAGAUACAAACAAUGUUGUUCUGUACACUUUAUGCAGCUAAACGUUCACCCAUCACUGGAGCACUUGCACCCUGAUGUUUGAGCUUUUAUCCAGAGUCAGCUUAAAUUUGAUCAUUCUAGUGUGAAAUAUUGAAGUGCAAUAAAUUAACUGUAAAUCCUCUAAUUGUUUGGAUUAUUAUUUUUUUGCCCCACCCCUAUGGUGUAUGGCGCACUGGUGCUGCUUGUUCUGUGAAGGCAAAUACUGGAGUUCACCUUAUAAAAGUACUGUUGUUUAGUCUUGUGACAACAAAGUCAUAGUUAGGUAGGUGUUUUCAGUUCACGCUGUAUCUUCAAUCUAUUAAAUCUAUGCGAUUUUUACUUGUGUUUUCUUUCCUGUCAGUUUGUUUUAAACGUGGAGUAGUUGCAGCAUGAAUGUUUAAAACGUGUGUGGUGAACGUCAAAGAUGGAUGUUUAAUAAAACCUUAAGUGGUAAAUAUCUUGGUCUGGUCAGUGUAUUGAUGGUGGUGGCUGGUUGAGUACUACAGCCACAUAAUCACUCAACAGUCUGGUGGGCUAGUAAAGGUCGUAAAGUGAAGAUGAACUAAAAAUAAAUGCAGCUAAUGCAUCAGAGAAUCAUCCUCAAUGUUGACACUGAUCAUGUGCAGCCAAAAAAAACGUUCUUUUCAUAAAUGCUGUCUGCUUGCCUGAGCUUGUCCUGUCAUUGUAUUUUCACAUCAAGAAAAAGACCAAGAUGUUCCAUUGCAGGCCACCAGGACAUCACCAGCACAGAUUUUUUUAUGGCCAAAGUAUUAUUUCAAUCUAGGCAAAUGUGUCUGUUUCCCUAAGGUUCAAGGAGGAACAUGUUGUGUAGUCAGUAGAGCCUGGCAGAGUAGUUUUACCACCUUAGAAAUUAUUAAUCUGGUAGUUCAGUAGUUACAUUUGAUCGCAAUGACGACCACAUGACACAAAGAGAUAAGAAAACUGCGUUAUUGCGAGGAAUGUCUU
Molecule: messenger RNA, 5074 nt
Organism: Synchiropus splendidus (mandarinfish)
Lineage: Eukaryota; Metazoa; Chordata; Actinopteri; Syngnathiformes; Callionymidae
Gene: mpi
Product: mannose phosphate isomerase
Exons: 8
Coding region: 1196-2491 (431 amino acids)
Biological process (GO): GDP-mannose biosynthetic process; carbohydrate metabolic process
Cellular component (GO): cytosol
Molecular function (GO): zinc ion binding; mannose-6-phosphate isomerase activity
Source: RefSeq, a predicted model, not a curated record